ACUCUCCAAGGCGUCGAUCUUUCAGGGAUUGUCACUUGCGUCCCUGGGGAGAGUUCCGUGAAUAGCAAUCCUGUUAUUCAUACGAUCGAGCGGUUGAAGCAGUUGGAUCUUGAAUCGGCUGGUACAUUCAACAGCGAUGAUGAUCUGAAUGAAAUUAUGGAAUUGUUGGGUAGGUUGAAUGAUUUGUGCGCUGAUGAAGGAUCGGGCAAUGUAGCCAUUGCUACUAAGAAUGGCGGAGUGCAACUUGUAUGCUCGAUUUUGUUGAAGCUUCCAGGUGGAUGCAAUCAGGGGGUGAUAUCUUCUUUCAGGACAUUGGCUAAGCUACUUCAUGAUCUUCAAAGCACAGAAAUAUUUAGGGAGAGUGGUGGAGCAAAAGCUGUUGUAGGUAUCCUUAAUGAUAAGAUCCAAGAUGUGAGCAUCUUGGAUAGUGGAUUUGCUGUCAUUGCGGCAGCUGCAACUGGUAAUGAGGUUCUCAAAGAUUUAUUUAUGGACUUGAAAAUCGAUGAAUUAAUCGUUCAGUGCCUGAGGGAACACACAAGUGGGGGCACUCCUUGUUUAUAUGAUGCCAUUCAAAUCCUGCUUACAUCUGAUGAUAAUCGUGUGAUAGCUUCACAAGUUUUUGGCUAUGCCCGAAGAUUUGCAAAGAUUGGAGUUGUUGAAGCGCUUGUGGGAUCUCUCAGUCAGGGGAUCAGGUCACCCAGUAUGUUGUCAGCAUGCAAUGCUUUGAAAUCGGUUGCUGUUAAUGAAGAAAUAUGCAGAGCUGUUGCUGACAAUGGUGGUAUAGAUGUAAUUCUUUCUUGUAUUGUUGAUAGUGGACAACAAGGAAAUCAAACCUUAGCUAGAACUUGUUGCUCUUUGUUAUGUAAGUUAGCAGGAAGUGAUGCAAACAAAUGUGCGAUAGUGGAGAAGAGAGGAAUGGAUAGGCUUAUUAGACUAUCAAUGCAGUUUUCUAAUGAUCCUUCUGUACUUCAAGAGAUAAUGUCUAUUUUUACCGUGCUAUGCUUGAGAUCCCCAGAGAAAGCAGCUCGUGCCAUUGAAGCUGGAGCAGGUGAUCUUGCCAUCCAAUCCAUGGAAAGGUUUCUUCAAUCGGAGCAACUACAACGAAAUGCUUGUUUCAUGAUCCGUAAUCUUGUGGCCAGAAAUCCUGAGAAUAGAGUGCUUUUGUUGGCAAAUGGUAUAGAGAAGCUGAUUAGGAAGGCCAAGUCAACCCACAAAAGCUGUAAAGCUGCAGCUACGGACGCACUUAGAGAUCUUGGGCUUGUGGACUACAACUCUUAGUCAUAUUAUAUAUAAGAAAUUGCCCUAAUUAGGAUUAAAAACGUACGGGAACCGUACAAUAGGAUGUUAUGUUUUUAUUCGCUAACUAUGAGUAAUUACUGUUAAACUAGGAAAAAAUUGGCAUCUUUUGCAGUAUAUUGCCAUGUUUGAAGCUCAGUAAUGUCAAAAUAUGAGAGUAAAUUUUCAUUAUGUUGGUAAAGUACUCCUAUUUAGAGAAGGAAACACAUCACUCCUAUUAUGGAAUUCCCAAUCGUUUUUACUCAGGAAUUUUCCCGUUUUUAUUGAAGAGGAAAAAAU
Messenger RNA from Cuscuta epithymum, 1575 nucleotides. The record is from the annotation of a GenBank genome assembly. NCBI's taxonomy places the organism in Eukaryota, Viridiplantae, Streptophyta, Magnoliopsida, Solanales, Convolvulaceae.